This is a messenger RNA of Fukomys damarensis (Damara mole-rat), 4045 nucleotides long. It is a transcript of the gene Golga2, whose product is annotated as golgin A2. The transcript has 27 exons. The record is from RefSeq and is a predicted model, not a curated record. Gene Ontology annotation, biological process: Golgi organization; spindle assembly. Bases 63 to 3155 code for a protein of 1030 amino acids. NCBI's taxonomy places the organism in Eukaryota, Metazoa, Chordata, Mammalia, Rodentia, Bathyergidae. Gene Ontology annotation, cellular component: Golgi apparatus; cis-Golgi network; Golgi cisterna membrane. Gene Ontology annotation, molecular function: protein binding.
GGCAGCGUCCUGACGCGGUAGCUUUCGGAAGGAAUUCCGCAGUGGCUGAUGGGAUUGUGGUGAUGUGGCCCCACCCCUUCCCCCCUCCCAGCCCCGGGAUGUCGGAAGAGACCAGACAGAAGAAAUUGGCUGCGGCCAAGAAAAAGUUGAGGGAAUUCCAGCAGAAGAACAGCCCUGGUGGUCCUGCAGUAGUGAAGAAGAAGAAAAAGCUGAAAAAUGACAGCACCCCCGAGACAAGCACUGCUGGAGAUGACCGCUCACCCGAGGAUAUUCAGGACAUUCUGAAGGUGCUGGUGUCCGACCUUAACCGUUCCAAUGGGGUAGCGCUCCCCUCAUUGGACAGAUGGCAGGCACCCAAAGACCAUGCUGCUUCUGCUCCACCUUCUGCUGAUGACACUGUGUCACCUGGCGGGGUCCCUUCCCCAGUCGCUGCUCUUACUAGCGUGGCGUCACUUCAGAACUGUGAUGCUGACAGUGACCCUAAUGUCGUGGACGAAGCCAAGACUUUCUCAUCCACCGAGAGCCUGCGACAACUUUCCCAACAGCUCAACGGUCUCUUGUCUGAGUCCACAUCCUACGUCAAUGGGGAGGGCCUCACGUCUGCUAACAUGAAGGAUCUAGAGAGCCGGUACCAAGAGCUAGCAGUAGCCCUGGACUCCAGCUAUCUAACAAACAAACAACUCAGUAGCAAGAUAGAGGAAUUGAAACAGCAGAACCAAGAUACUGUGCAACAGCUGGAAAAAGAGAAGCAGGAGUUUCAGCAGAAGCUGGCAAAGGAGCAGGUGUCCCUGCGGGAACAGCUGCAGGUUCACAUUCAGACCAUAGGCAUCCUGGUUUCCGAAAAGGCAGAAUUGCACACGGCCCUGGCCCACACUCAGCAGGCAGCCAGGCAGAAAGCAGGAGAGUGUGAGGACCUGGCCACGCGCCUGAAGUCUUCGCGACAGCGCGUGGGAGAGCUGGAGAAGACGCUGUCUGCCGUCUCCACACAGCAGAAGCAGGCGGAAAAGCACAACAAGGAGCUAACGGAAGAGCGCGACACCCUCAGGCUGGAGUUGUUCAGGAACAACAAAAGCAGCGAGGACCUGAAGCAGCACAACUCAGAACUCGAAGAGAGGCUUCGCGUCCUCGCAGCUGAGAAUGCUGCCCGCCAGCUGGGAGUGGAGGAGCUACAGAAGAAGCUGGAGAUGUCUGAGCUGCUGCUGCAGCAGUUCUCCAGUGGGUCUGUGUCCCAUGACGGUGACCAACAGUUUCAGCAGGCUGUGGAGGAUCGGGCACGGCUGGAGACACACGUGGGGCAGCUGACAGAGUCACUGGCACAGCUGCAGCUGGAGAGAGACCAGUACACAGAGAACCUGAAAGAAGAGCGCGCCGUGUGGCAGCAGAGGAUGCGGCAGAUGUCAGAGCAGGUGCACACAUUGAAGGAGGAGAAGGAGCGCAGCGUGAGUCAGGUACAGGAGCUGGAGAGCAGCUUGGCCGAACUGAGGAGCCAGAUGGCGGAGCCUCCAGCCCCACAGCCCCCAGCCGGGCCCUCUGGGGAGGAACAACGGCUGCAGGCAGAGGCUGAGCGGCUGCAGAAAGAGCUGGAGCGCCUGGCAGGACAGCUCCAAGCCCAGGUGCAGGACAACGAGAGCCUGAGUCGCCUGAACCGGGAGCAGGAGGAGCGGUUGUUGCAGCUGGAGCGCGAGGCCGAGGUGUGGGGCGAGCAGGCGGAGGAGCGCAGGCAGAUCCUGGAGAGCAUGCAGAGCGACCGCACCACCAUCAGCCGGGCUGUGUCGCAGAACCGCGAGCUCAAGGAGCAGCUGGCCGAGCUGCAGGAUGGCUUCAUCAGGCUGACCAAUGAGAACAUGGAGAUGACCAAUGCGCUGCAGUCAGAGCAGCAUGUCAAGAAGGAGCUGGCCAAGAAGCUGGGGCAGCUGCAGGAGAAGCUGGCGGAGCUCACAGAGAUGAUGGAAUUGAAGAGUCAGGAGGUGCAGGGUCUGCAGCAGCAGCGAGAGCAACUCCUGUCCCAGCUGCAGCAGUACACAGCGGCCUGGCAGCAGGUGACCUCCGAGAAGGAGGCGCUGCACAGGCAGUUCCUGGUGCACACGCAGCUCCUGGACCAGCUGCAGCAUGAGCAGAUGCAGGGCAAGACAGCCGAGGACAGGGCCCGCCAGGAGCUGCGGGAGACCCAGGAGCGCCUGGAGGCCAGCAGCAAGCAGAACCGCCAGCUACAGGCCCAGCUCAGCCUCCUGGCCCUACCUGGGGCAGGAGAGGAUGUGGAGGAGGAGGAGGAGGAGGCGGAGGAGGCGGAGGAGGAGGCCCCUCAGCGCGAUGUGACCAUCCCAGAGGACUUAGAGAGCCGAGAGGCCAUGGUGGCGUUUUGUAAUGCAGCUCUCUCCAGUGCCCGGGAAGAGCGGGCCAGGCUGCGUGGGCAGCUGAGGGAGCAGAGGGCGCAGUGCCGGCGCCUCGCCCACCUGGUGGCCAGGUCUCACAGUGAGCCUGGGAAGGAGGUCCCGACCCCCGGGAGCACAGGUGAAAGCGAGUCUGGGGAGAACCACCGGGCCCUGCAAGUGGCCAUGGAGAAGCUGCAGAGCCGCUUCCUGGAGGUCAUGCAGGAGAAGGCGGAGCUGAAGGAGCGUGUGGACGAGCUGGAGCACCGCUGCAUCCAGCUCUCUGGGGAGACGGACACCAUCGGAGAGUACAUCGCCCUCUACCAAAACCAGAGGGCGGUGCUGAAGGAGCGGCACCGUGAGAAGGAGGAGUACAUCAGCCGGCUGGCCCAGGACAAGGAGGAGAUGAAGGUGAAGCUCCUGGAGCUGCAGGAGCUGGUGCUGAGGCUCGUGGGUGAGCGCAACGAGUGGCAGGGCAGGUUCCUGGCCGCCGCCCGAAGCCCUGCCGGGGAGCCCGCUCCGGGGCCUGGAGACGCCCAAGGACUCGGUGCUGCCACGGCCGAGCAGGGUGACCUUCUCGAGGUGAACCUUGCCGACAGUGCCGAACCUGCACAGGACGUGGCCGGGCCGGGCUCGGCCCCCGAGAACCCCACGGCGCGGCAGAUCAUGCAGCUGCUGCGUGAGAUCCAGAACCCCGAGGAGCACCUGGGCCUGGGCGGCAGCCCGUGCAUCCCCUUCUUCUACCGGGCGGACAGGAACGACGAGGUGAAGAUCAUGGUGAUCUGAAGAGGCCGAGCGCCAGGCCUAGAGGAGUGGGGCAGGGAUGGCCCCACUGCCCCCACUCAGUCCCUGCCACUCUAGCCAUGCCACCUUUUAUCUUUAGAGUAGUAAGAGAAACUGAAAAAUUAAAAUUUACAAAAACUAAAAAAAAAAUUUUUCAAAUUAAAAAUUGAAAAAAAAUUGAAAAAAGUAAAAAGAAAAACAAUAGGAAAACAAAAAGACCCCCUGUCUCACUGGGGACACGGACAGGUGCAGAUCCUUUGCCGUACUGGCCAGCGUCUUAUUUUCUGGACUCCUGUUCAGAGAGCCGUAGCCUCAGCCACCGGGGCCGGGGCUCCUGGUGGCCUCCUCGCCCUUGCCGAGCCCUCCCGCAGUGGGGGACCCCCAUUCUCUCGCUGUGGACAGCUCUUGCCCAGGUGGGACUCCCUGGAGGCCAGGCGAGGCCACUCCAUCUUUCUGUCCUGUGGAUGGAGCCCAGGGCCUGGCCCCUGGCCCUCGGCCCCCAGCCCCAGCCCAGUUCGAGGCUUCGAGGCGCUCUGGAGCUGGCCAGUCGGGCAGGCAGUGAAGCCGUUCAUUCAGGGGCCCCGCCUCCGGUGCACUUUCCUGCAGGGCAGUGGGGCGGUGCCCUCGCAGCCCGGAGAGGGAAGAGGCUGCUGCGUGGGCUUCCCGCCCCGUGUACAUACUGUACCUGUGUAACAUUUUGUAUAUUCCGGGGGAGGGCCGCCCCCCUGUAUCAUAGAGGCUGGAGCUGGUGGAUGGGGAGCAGGUCCUAUAAUUAUUUGGGGCUGGGAAACUUAUUUAUUGGUAGCAGAGAACAGAGGAAGGAGACGGGGACGGGGUUGUGGUGCCCUGGUGAUGCGGCUCCUGUUUAUUUUGCUUUUUCUUUGGAAUAAAUG